This is a messenger RNA of Insectozyma verbasci, 2064 nucleotides long. The record is from the annotation of a GenBank genome assembly. Lineage: Eukaryota; Fungi; Ascomycota; Pichiomycetes; Serinales; Debaryomycetaceae.
AUGGAUCCGUCUGAAAUAAAGAUGAGAACAGAAAUAAGAAGGUGUCGUCGUUGUAAAAGAAAAAGAUUAGAUGAUGAACCAUUAGAAGUGAAACAAUAUAAAACCUGUGCCAAGUGUAGAAUCAUAGAACGAAAUAAGAAAAAUUCUAGAAAACCACUAGCUGAAGAAACAAUGUUAUAUGGAUUAAAACAAUUUAGAGAACAAGCAUCAACUGAAAAUUAUAUUGAAGAAGAAGGAUUAUUAAAAGAUGAGUUUUUCAAAAGAUAUCAUAACCAACCAUUUAAUUAUGAACGAGAAAUUGAAAGAUUAUACAAUAGUCCAAAUCAUGUAGCACCAAUGAUCAUAAAUAACCCAAAUGAAACAUUGAUACCGAAUGAAAGUACAUCACCAGGGCCAAAAUAUCAAUUAACAUUAAGACCAGUUGAUCCAACAGAAAAACCACCAAAACAAUCAAAGAAAAGGCAACAACGAGAACAAUUGGAACGUGAAUAUCACCUUCGUCCACCUCAACCAUCCGUACCAGUUCAACAACAACAACCAAUACAACCUUUUAUACCACCAGCAGUUACAAAUAAUCAUCAUCAUCAUCGUGUGAUACAAGAACAACAACAUAAACCAAUUGAUCAUCUACAACGUCAACAAUUACAACAACAACAGCAAUAUCAACAACAACAAAAUCAAUAUAAAUAUCAGAAAUUAAAUCAUAAAGGUGAGGAGCUAGAUAUAUUUGAAGAAUUAGCAAAAUUGGGAAAUUCUAAUGAAGAUAUACUGGAUAAAUUAAAAGUAGAUCCGUAUUCGUUAGCAAAUGUUUACGAUGAUUUUGAAAAAUAUUUAUCAAAAAUCUUAGAAAGUCGAUUUAACAACAAAGAUGUUGAGAAUCUAGUAUAUUUAAAAGAAUUUUCACCUGAGUUUACAUCAAAUUUAUCCAAAAUUGAUUUAAAGGUAUUGGAAAACGCAAAAUCAGAUUCAACAACCCCCACUCCACAAGCUAAUGCAUUAUAUUCAAAUCCUAACUUAAGAUUGAACGAUAGACAAAUAAAGGAAAAUAUUUCAAAUAAUCUUAAAGCUAUAUUUAUUGAUUUAAUAAUUGCCAUUAAUAAUUUAGAAUAUAAUAUCAAAUACUCAAAUGUUAACGAUAUGAGAUUAUCAGCCACUAUGUCAGAUUCAAUAACUACAAGUUAUAAAAUAAGUUCAACUAGUGUAAAUGACAAUGAUCAACUUAAAAAAAUUAAAACAUCAACUAUAAGUUUAAAUUUUAAUAAGAAAUAUAAUAUUUUAAUAAUAAAAUUCAAUCAUAUAAAUUAUAAACCUAGUGAUAUACAAUAUACCAAUGAAUUCAAAUCAAUAGUUCGAGUUACUUAUGAAAAUUUAUUAGAAGAAAAAGAAAAAACAAGCUCGAAAUUAGCAACUUGGAAAUUGGAUUUUAGUUCAUUAACUGGUAAUUUAGUUUAUGAAAAAUUAAUAAGUACUCAACAGCCUUAUUCGGAUGAAGGUAAGGAAUUUUUGAAAAAUUUGAGUAAGGAUAUAUUCAUAAGUGAUUUUAUUCACUUUAAUGAAAAAUUGAAAAUAGAUGGUGAUGAUGACAUUAAAGUUAGUGAUAAACCAGAAGGAGAACAACAAGAUGGAACCAAAUUGAAAUUGAAAUUCAGCACCAAGAAAUCUAAGAAAGAUAAUGAGGAACUUGAUCUUGAUAAGAUUGGAAUAACUGAAGAUGUAUUAGUUAAAUCAUUAUUAGGAAAAGAAAAUCUUGGUAUAGAAGAUGCAAGUAUAGCACCAGGAGCCGAUGAAGAUGAAAGUAUGGCAGAUGCUGAAUCAGAAGAAGAAGAUUUCAGUGAUAUAGUUGCACCUGAAAAUGAAGAUGAAGAAAUUGCAGAGGUAGAAGAGGAUCAAGAAAGUGAUAGUGGAGGUGUUGAACUUAUUGGAGAAGUAAAUAAUAAAGAAAAUGGUACAAUAAAUGGGAAUAGUGAUGCUGAAUUUAGUAGGGAAGGAUUUUUAAAACCAAUCAUUAAAGAAUCAACAGCAGAUGCAUUAGAUCCAAUACUCAAGCAUAAUGUAGUUAUGUAG